AUGUUCUCAUUCAAGCUAUCUCUUCUUCACUCCCUCAUCCUUGCUGUCUGCUUGGCAUUCUUUACUCAUCGGCUCACCAAGAAACCCUCCAAAUGUCCAGUAUCGGUUAAUUACCACUUCACCCGACAGUGCAACAAGAGCUGUGGCUUCUGCUUUCACACUGCAUCCACAUCUCACGUCGAAAAGAUCGAAGAUACUAAGCGCGGACUCUCCCUGCUCAAAGCAGCCGGUAUGAGAAAGAUCAACUUCGCCGGUGGAGAGCCCUUCCUGGAUAAGUCCCGUCUCGGACAAAUGAUAGACUACUGCAAAGAUGUCCUACACCUGGAAUCCGUCUCGAUUGUCACCAAUGGCAGCCUGGUCACAAGGAAAUUCCUCGCGAAGCAUGGUCACCAUAUCGACAUUCUUGCUAUUUCCUGUGACUCGUUCAACGAGGCUACAAAUAUCGCAAUUGGUCGAGGAUCAGGCGAUCAUGUGUCAAAGCUGUAUGAAAUUCGUGGCCUCUGUCUUGAAUACGGUAUUAAAUUUAAGAUCAAUACUGUGGUCUGCCGGCUGAACUUCCAGGAGGAUAUGAACCCCUACAUUGAAGACCUGCAACCAUUCCGAUGGAAGUGUUUCCAGGUGUUGAUCGUUAAUGGCGAGAACGAAUCCGAUAAGCGACUUCGAGAUGCCCGAAAGUUUCUCAUCAACGACGAGGAGUUUGAAUUUUUCUGCAACGCUCAUCGCCAUCAAAUAUCCUUUGUGCCUGAGUCAAACGCCCUCAUGGCGAAGUCUUAUCUCAUCUUGGAUGAAUACAUGCGGUUUCUGGAUCGAGAUGGUCGUCAGCCGUCGCCUUCUAUCUUGGAAGUGGGGGUAGACAAAGCACUUGAGUGUGUGUAUUGGGAUGAAGCGAGCUUCAAGGCUAGAGGAGGGGAGUAUGAAUGGACGAGAGAUCAGGGCUCCUGUUCGGAGAAACACAAGGAUCUUGAGUGGUAA
Messenger RNA from Aspergillus ibericus CBS 121593, 972 nucleotides. RefSeq names its product radical SAM domain-containing protein. The record is from RefSeq and is a predicted model, not a curated record. Gene Ontology annotation, molecular function: 4 iron, 4 sulfur cluster binding; catalytic activity. The transcript has a single exon. NCBI's taxonomy places the organism in Eukaryota, Fungi, Ascomycota, Eurotiomycetes, Eurotiales, Aspergillaceae. Bases 1 to 972 code for a protein of 323 amino acids.